AUGUCUAACUCUGAGCUCAUGAAGAACGGAAGCCUGCCCCUCUGCACUGAAUUUACGUUGGUGGCCUUUUCUUCUCUGGCAGAGCUGCAGCUUGUCCUCUUCUUCGUGUUCCUGGCUAUCUACUUGUUUACCUUGGGAGGAAACUUCAUCAUCGUCUGUGUGAUCUGGGCCACCUCUUCCCUGCACACUCCCAUGUACUUCUUCCUGACCAACCUCUCCUUUCUGGAGAUGUGCUACAUCAGCAGUGUGGUGCCUCAGAUGCUGGUGCACCUGCUGGUGCAGCCCAAGACCAUAAGUGUGGGAGGCUGUGCAGCUCAGAUGUAUGUAUUCACCAUCUUGGGGCUGACAGAAUGCUGCCUUCUGGCAGCCAUGGCUUACGAUCGCUUUGUGGCUAUUUGCUACCCACUGCAUUACACUCUGCAGAUGGGCCCUUCUGUCUGUUUGAAGUUGGCUGGGGCAUCUUGGAUGACUGGGAUCCUGGUAGAAUCAGCUCAGACCACCUGGAUCUUCACUCUUCCCUUCUGUGGAGCGGGAACGAUUCAGCACUUUUUUUGUGACAUCAUGCCUGUGGUGAAGCUAGCUUGUGUGGAUACUUCCCAGAAUGAAAUUGUGCUGUUUGUUGUUUCCCUGGUCUUCAUUAUGAGCCCCUGUGUCUUCAUUCUGUGCUCUUACAUCCGCAUUAUUCUAGCCAUCUUGAGAAUGCCCUCAGCAGCGGGAAGACACAAAGCUUUCUCCACCUGCUCUUCUCAUAUACUGGUUGUUUCUCUUUUCUAUGGCACCGCCUUGUUCACUUACCUGCAGCCCAAGAGUUUGCACACUCCAGACACUGACAAGGCUACUGCUCUCAUGUACACUGUGGUCACACCUGCUCUGAAUCCUGUUAUCUACACUUUGAGGAACAAGGAAGUGAAAGAAGCCUUUCAAAGGGUGACACAGAGGAAACUUUUUAGACAAAUAGACUAG
Messenger RNA from Acomys russatus (golden spiny mouse), 963 nucleotides. RefSeq names its product olfactory receptor 10C1-like. Gene Ontology annotation, cellular component: membrane. NCBI's taxonomy places the organism in Eukaryota, Metazoa, Chordata, Mammalia, Rodentia, Muridae. The record is from RefSeq and is a predicted model, not a curated record. Bases 1 to 963 code for a protein of 320 amino acids. Gene Ontology annotation, molecular function: olfactory receptor activity; G protein-coupled receptor activity. Gene Ontology annotation, biological process: G protein-coupled receptor signaling pathway. The transcript has a single exon.